AUGCCUUCGAUAUCCUCUGCCUCCCUCGCCGUCGCCAUCCUGGUGGCUGGCUACCUCAGCGCACUGUGUACGACGCCACCAAAUCCCAGUCCGGAUCAAUCAAAACGCUACAAGUCCGACCGCGCGGGAAUCAUGGCCGGCACCUUUCCAUGGGUCGUCAAACAUGUGCAAAUCGUCGUCUUCGCCUACCACGCCCUCGUAACCCUCCUCUAUCCCGCCGAAGACAACGCCCAGUUGAAAUCCAUCUGCCCGCAUAGUGAAAAUCUCCCUCCUGCCCUCUUCACCUGGAACGAACGCAUGUAUAAGGUUCUAUUCGUCAUCUUCAUCGGCGCCUUCAUCCGCCUCUCCGCAUAUGGAGGCCUCGGCCGCAACUUCACCUUUCACCUGUCAAACCCAGACCAUCUCGUCACAGAUGGCGUAUACAAAUACCUGCAACAUCCGAGCUACACCGGUGCAGCACUCGUAACCUUCGGAAUGGCCGGACUGUUGACGCGAUGGGACACUGCGGCCGGCGCGUGCUGGAUGCAGCCGUCGACGCUGGCGAUGUUGAACGGAUACGGAUGGUUGUUCACUGCUGCUUGGGGGGUUUUCUUGUUCAGUGUGUUGGGAGUUCGGGUGAGGGAUGAGGAGACAAUGUUGAAGGAGCAGUUCGGAAAGGAGUGGGAGGAGUGGCAUGCGAAGACGAAGAGGUUUAUUCCUUUUGUCGUCUAA
This is a messenger RNA of Aspergillus chevalieri, 711 nucleotides long. Its product is annotated as methyltransferase family protein. The transcript has a single exon. Gene Ontology annotation, cellular component: membrane; endoplasmic reticulum. Gene Ontology annotation, biological process: C-terminal protein methylation. The coding region runs from base 1 to 711 and encodes 236 amino acids. Gene Ontology annotation, molecular function: protein C-terminal S-isoprenylcysteine carboxyl O-methyltransferase activity. The record is from RefSeq and is a predicted model, not a curated record. NCBI's taxonomy places the organism in Eukaryota, Fungi, Ascomycota, Eurotiomycetes, Eurotiales, Aspergillaceae.